AGUCAAUAAAGCAGGUAGCAAGAUGUAACGACAACAAGCACUGCACUUUACCGAACUUUUUAUUUUCUGUCUCACUUGACAUGUGUUUGAGGUAUUUAAACCCGUAUAGUUAAAUGAAACCACACGCCUAUCAACAUUUGGACGUACUGCGAAUUGAGACUUUUGCCGGUAAAAACGCACAAAUUCAAAAUGCGGACAGAGGGACUUCUCUCGAGCGUUAACGUUGUUCUUGUUAUGACUUACGGAAGUCUGGUUUUUGUUUUGCUGUUCAUCUUUGUCAAACGACAAAUUAUGCGACUUGCCAUGAAGUCUCGAAGAGGUCCACACGCUCCUCUAGGCCACAACGCACCAAAGGAGCUGAGACAAGAAAUUGAUGCCAAACUUAGUCUAGUCCAGAAAAUCCACUUUGAGCCUCGUCUGUUGUCUCCAGAUGAUGACCGGCUAAACAAGAGAGACCAGUCUGGUUCCUAUGACUACCUGUACAGGAUGAAAGCACUGGAUGCUAUCAGAGACACUGAUUUUCCUUUCCGUGAACUGGGUGGAACGUCCACUGCUGUGACUGGGAAAAGAUUUCGGACUUGGCUGUUGCAGCUACGAAAUUCCCAUUGCAUGUUCAGAGACAGCCAGAGCUCUCUCAUUGAUACGGUGCUAGAUGGCUACAAUAAAGCACGUCAUGGGGCAGAGGUCAGCAGCUUGUGUUUGUUUGCUUUUGGUGAGGCAGACUUUUUAAAAUAUCAGGAAGCUCUCACUGAACUGGCCUCUAUUGUUAAGUCUUGCAGCAGCAACAGUUCUCCAAGCCAGCACCAUCAGGCUGCAGCCAAGGACCUGACCAGCACCUCAGAGCCUGCAAGCGUCUCGUCUUCACCCCCCACCCAAACCUCCUACCUCACGUCCUCGAUGCAGCAGCGCAGCAAGAGACCCAGACACUUCCUGGAGCUGAAGAACUUAAAAGGCAACUACAACACUCUGGACAGUACUCUCUGAAUUUCGGCUGAGUCUGUCUAAAAAGAGAGAUCAAGGAAGUGGGGCUGCCAAUGAUCUGUGCCUAUAAGAACAGCAAUGGGUCACAGUUAUCGUUACAGAGAAAAGAACAAAACACUGCCUUUGUAUGCUAACAUAUGCUGCCUGGUUUACAGAAUAGUACAUAUCAGACUACUGGUGAAGUGCUUUUUGCCUAAGUGUAGCUUAUGCUUAUAUCCUGUAUUAUUGCAUUAAUGAGUGCUAUAUCGGGUUAAAAAGACUAAAAUAGAAAGUAUGGUUGAUUUGACCAAAAUAAAACACUGCUAUGGGGCUAUGCAAUCACACAGGACAAUCGGUAUUUAUUGCACAAUGUAAAAGCCUAUGCAGACAUGAAUUAUGUUUAACUAAUAGUUAAUGUUUGUACGGCAAACUGAUUUACACUGAGAACAAAAACAGUUUGCGAGUUAUUUUUAUAAUUUGUUUUUUUUUGUUUUGUGUUUUUUGUUACUUUAAGCUGUGAAUUCAGCAGCUUGUGCUUUUAAAGUCUUGUGUUACUGAAGCCAUAAUUGUUUCCAGGAACUGUGAUGACGAAGUGCUUUUCUUUGUUCGAUCAGUUAUGUCAGUGCAAUGUAUCUUAACAGUACUGCAGUGCAUUAAUGUGUCUUGGAUGUGAGGCGUGGCCUCAGGAUGUCUCAUUCUCAACCUGUACAGACCGGCCUACUGUUGUCUGAGCUGUGUCUGUUUUAUCUGGCAUUAAAGAUUUCCAGGGAGGUAUUUUUAUGCCUGAGAAUUUUCAUUUUCUCUUACUGUACAAGUUACCAUCCAAAUAAAGCUGUGACAUAUAGA
Melanotaenia boesemani (Boeseman's rainbowfish) is the source of this 1806-nucleotide messenger RNA. RefSeq names its product chromosome 6 C1orf43 homolog (gene ltap1). Gene Ontology annotation, biological process: phagocytosis. Lineage: Eukaryota; Metazoa; Chordata; Actinopteri; Atheriniformes; Melanotaeniidae. The record is from RefSeq and is a predicted model, not a curated record. The transcript is spliced from 7 exons. The coding region runs from base 190 to 984 and encodes 264 amino acids.